UAGGUACCUCAUAGUAAACAGUACUGGCUUGCUUGAUUUUAUCACUGAGGAUCUCGGACAUAUUCAUGUCUUUCUUUUCCGAAGAAGUCUGGAAGUGUUUACCUAUACUAUAGUAUACUAUAGAUACUAUAGUUAUAACACUGAUACGCAGUUAAUCUGGACGGGUACAACUCAAUUACACCCAAUUUACACCAAAUUUACACGCCACCAUCUGACGACUUCAAGUACCUAUCACGGAUUUGACUGAGCCGACUUACAGACAUCUAUUCACCCCAUUUACCCUCCCUCCCCCUGUUUGCGAUUUCUUGGUAUUUCAAAUACCCGUAUACAUUGCAGUCGUUACUCAUAUUCCCCCGAUCCAUCCUCCGGCUCAUCCUCCUGCCUAUUCAGAGGGAUUUGCAUGGGGGUGGUAUUAUGUCCGAGAAGAAAGGAAGUGAGGAAGAGAGACAGUUGUGGAAGAAAUAUACCACGCAUGUCAGGAUGGCUUCCACUCUAACCCUCCCUAAGCUACCUAUCUUCGAAGCCAUCGCCAGCCAUAACCCGCAGUCGACAGCUGUAGUUCACUGCUUAUCUCGACGGACGUUCAAAUAUGGUGAAAUACUUCCAGAUGUGAGUCGCGUGCGCGACCGGAUACUCGAUGCUGCUGGCAAGUCGGACAUCCGGGGCGAGCGGGUUGCUUUUCUCAUAGAAAACAGCUACGAUUAUGUUGUCACAUACCUUGCUAUCCUAGCUGCGCGGGCCAUUGCUUUACCACUAUCCCCACCAUUUCCGGCUCCCGAGCUUCAAUAUAUCCUAUCUCAGUCGCAGGCAGUCCUGUUGCUACACUCCCCGAAAUAUGCCGCAAAGGUCGACGAAGUUCUCACCACGCCAAGCAAGGAACUCGAUGUCGCACCGUCACCGAUUCCUGUCGAGCUGCCAAAGCACUUCGGCGCAAUCUCAGAAACGUUUGAGUCGGUCGAACUUACGGGCGAUGGCGAUACGGAGGGUGCUGGAAUGAUGCUCUACACGUCUGGUACAACUAAUCGACCGAAGGGAGUGCUGCUACCAGAGACCGCGCUUACAGCUCAGGCUCGUGCCCUGAUUGAGGCCUGGAAAUACUCGCCGUCGGAUCGACUGCUCCACGUGCUUCCUCUCCACCACAUCCACGGCACCGUCAAUGCCUUACUCACACCACUCUUCGCCGGCAGCAGUAUUGAGUUCCUGUUCCCUUUCAACGCCGACACAGUUUGGAGGCGCUUUGCAACGCCAUUUGUAGAUUCGCCACAAGUUGCUGCGGCUAUCGCAAAGCCGAACGGUGUGACUCAACCGGUAAAGGAAGUCGUGAAGGAAGUUGUGAAGGAAAAUGUUAUCACGAAUAGCGCCCCCCAGCUUGUCAAGGCACACAGCUUUACUAAACCUAGCAGCCUUCCAAAUGGCAUUCUUCAACCCGUCAAGACGAACGGCUUCCAUCCAACAGUUGGUGAGGCGAAUGGAAGCAUCACGCCCAUUACGGAAACAAAUGGCACUAGCACUCCAGCCCUAGAAUUGAACGGAUUUGGCCAUCCCAUCUCUUCGGAAAUCAGCCGCUUAGCGGCAGUCAUUAACCAUCUCGCUGCUGAGGUUAGCAACCUUGCCGCGAAGAUCAGCCAGCCUAACCAACCAGCCGCAUUGACGAACGGCCUGAACCACGUCAUCGCGCAACAAACCAAUGGCGUUGCUCCCUCGCCAGCCCUAUCUGCUAAUGGCCUUGACACACCCGUCACGUCAAUCAGCGGCCGUAAUACACCCGUUGUAGAAGCCGCCAGCAUUGUCAAGCAACCUGAGCCGCAGAAACCUGUCGCCCCUGCAGCCCCCGCUGCUGCCACUGAGCCGGUUAGCGAAGAGAAGUACAAGAAUAUGUCUCGUGUCAAGGUCACUUUCUUCACCGUUGUGCCUACGGUUUACACUCGUCUGCUCUCAACACACAAGACCUUACCUCCCGCCGUCGCCGAAGCCGGGCGUAUCGCCAUCAGCCCAGAGCAUAUGCGCGUAUCGAUUUCUGGUUCGGCAGCCCUCCCAACACCCGUCAAGAGUGCCUGGAAAGACCUAAGUCGCGGAAACGUGCUACUCGAACGAUACGGUAUGACAGAGGUGGGCAUGGCGUUAUCCUGUGGCCUUGAUUACGGCGACCGCGUUGAUGGCAGUGUUGGGUGGCCUCUCCCCGGUGUGGAAGCUCGUCUUGUGGAUAAUGAAACAGGCACCAUCAUCGAGGACCUCGACCCCUCCGAGCCUAUCCCUGAAAAGGAGCGCUCUGGCGAGAUUCAGCUCCGCGGCGCCAACGUGUUCCGGGAGUACUGGGCCAACCCGACCGCCACAGCCAAGGAAUUCGUUCCUUCUGACGACGGUAAGGGCCCGUGGUUCAAGACCGGUGAUGUAGCAGUUCGACGACCCGUUCCUGAGGCCGGCCACGGCACAAGUGGCGAAUGGGCCCGAGGACCCAUGUACUUCAUCCUCGGCCGACAGAGCGCCGACAUCAUCAAAUCCGGAGGCGAGAAAGUAUCCGCACUCGAAGUCGAGCGUGAACUCCUUUCACUACCCGAGAUUGCCGAGGCAGCGGUGGUUGCCGUGCCCUCGGGAAAGUGGGGACAGAAAGUCGGCGCCGUCAUCAUCCACUCCCCCGAAUAUCUGCGCGAACGGCCCGCCUGGCGGCCCCUCGACAUGCGACGCGCGCUGAAGGGACGGCUGGCGAAUUACAAGAUCCCGCAGGUCCUCAGGGUCGUCGAGCACAUCCCCCGAAACGCCAUGGGCAAGAUUAAUAAGAAGGACUUGCUCCGGAAGGUGUUCUUGGAUGAUUUCAGUGGGGAUGAGAUGUAAGGACGUAAGAAACAUCGCUGUAAAAUGGACGAUAGGAUGGAUACAGGUACCUAAGGAGGUAGGUAGUUAGGGUUGACAUCAAGUUUUGGUUUAAUAGCGUGGUACACGUUGGUUAUCCAGUAUCAGUACAUACCUAAUCCGAAAAGAUCGGAUCCGGAGAAAAGUGCCUAGGGAACAGGGUGGGUUCGUAGGUACCUAAUCAUCUCGAUUGUCAAAAGGGACGCGUCAUAUGAAUUCAACCCGAUCCAAUUCAACAUGCGCGGAAGAGAUAAGCCAGCCAGCUAGGCAGCGAACGAUGAACGAGAAAUCGGAAUUGGACGAAGAGAAAUACGAAAUGGGCUGCGGCAUUGCUGCAUGUGUGAUUGAUUGGAUGGAUGGGUGUUGGGUUUGUCGAGUUGUGCGGGAAUUUCAUGUUUAUAUCUUGUGUCCUCUCCGACGACCUUUUUGUAUAUAGGGAACUCCUUCCUUUUUUCCCCCUAACUUGGUCGUUUUCGAGACGACUUGUCUCUAUUAUUAGUAGAGGUAGAAUCAACACGGCUCGCAGGCCACUUUUGGACAGACAAUGUCAGCUUUUUAACAUCA
Molecule: messenger RNA, 3414 nt
Organism: Daldinia caldariorum
Lineage: Eukaryota; Fungi; Ascomycota; Sordariomycetes; Xylariales; Hypoxylaceae
Product: acetyl-CoA synthetase-like protein
Exons: 3
Coding region: 415-2832 (805 amino acids)
Biological process (GO): fatty acid metabolic process
Molecular function (GO): medium-chain fatty acid-CoA ligase activity
Source: RefSeq, a predicted model, not a curated record